AAAUGUCAAAGGCUUUAGUAGCGAGUUUCUUGCUGGUUUAUUUCAGCGGUGCCCUCGUUUCAGCCACCACAGACAAAGUGGUGUGCUAUUGGGGGACGUGGUCCACUUAUCGCUGGGGCAAUGGGCGCUUCACUGUCGACCAUAUUGACCCAUAUUUGUGCACCCAUAUCAUCUAUUCCUUCGUUGGGCUGCAAGCCGAUGGUAACGUGAGACACUUGGAUGAGUAUUUGGACGUGGAUGCUGGGACCAUAGCUAAGCUAAAUGCCCUCAAAGUGAAAAAUCCAAAUUUGAAAACUUUGAUCGCAAUUGGGGGAUGGAAUGAGGGUUCGGAGACGUACUCACAGGUGGCGGCUGACGCCGCCAAACGGGCCACUUUCAUCAAGAGUGCCUUGAAUUUGGUCCAGAAAUGGGGCUUUGAUGGGUUUGACCUUGACUGGGAGUACCCUGGACAACGUGGGGGCGCAGCUGCUGAUAUACAAAACUACGCCACUUUGAUUAAGGAAUUUAGGGAGGUUUGGGACCAACAUGGGUUGCUUUUGACGGCGGCUGUCGCCGCCGCUGGGCCCUCAGUGGACUUGUCUUACCAUGUGCCAUCUUUGAGCAAGUAUCUCGAUUUUAUUAAUGUGAUGGCGUACGAUUUGCACGGAUCAUGGGAGUCGGUGACUGGGCAAAAUGCCCCACUUUAUGCCUCCUCGAUUGACGUUGAGGGUAGUCAAAAGUUACUCAAUGUGGAUGCUUCCAUUCGAGGGUGGAUUGAGAGAGGGGCUGAUCCAGGAAAAUUGGUUCUAGGACUUGGGGUUUAUGGGCGAAGUUUCACACUCGCUAGUGCGAGUAAUAAUAAAUUGGGGGCGCCCAUUGUGGCAGGAGGGGAUGCUGGGAGGUAUACAGGGGAGCGUGGAAUGAUGGGUUACAAUGAGAUCGUGGAAGCUCAAAAUGCAGGCGGUUGGACCACUGUAUGGGACGACGAGCAAAAAACGCCCUACAUGUACAAGGGAAACCAAUGGGUUGGUUACGACAACCCCAAAUCGAUCGCAAUCAAGGUACAAUACGCCAAAUCGUUGAACCUUGCCGGAGUCAUGAUCUGGUCCAUUGAAACCGACGAUUUCAACGGCCUUAGCGGAACCAAAUACCAGAUUUUGAACGCAAUUAACGCCGCUUUGAAAUCCGAUGAAAUCCCUCCUGAGCCUGUACCGACUCCUGAACCCCAACCAACCCAGACCACUGAAUCUGAGCCAACUCAGGCCUCCGAACAACCAACAGAAUCUUCGACAACUCAAAAACCUCAAACUACCAAAACUCCAGAAUCUGGAAAUGAGUCAGAUGGGGUUUGUACCAAGGAAGGGAUUGUGAGGGAUCCAAGUGACUGCUCUGUUUACUACACUUGUGUGUCUGAUGGAAGUAAAUUGGUCAGCAUCCAGAGGAAGUGCAACCAUGGGCUGGUCUACGACCUGGAACUCAACAUCUGCAAUUAUCCACAAGUUGUCCAGUGUUGAGUUUUGCUGUUUUAAUCACAAAUAAAGAUUUAUAAAGCAA
This is a messenger RNA of Tribolium castaneum (red flour beetle), 1533 nucleotides long. RefSeq names its product chitinase 8 (gene Cht8). The record is from RefSeq and is marked provisional. Gene Ontology annotation, cellular component: extracellular region. NCBI's taxonomy places the organism in Eukaryota, Metazoa, Arthropoda, Insecta, Coleoptera, Tenebrionidae. Gene Ontology annotation, biological process: carbohydrate metabolic process; chitin catabolic process. Gene Ontology annotation, molecular function: chitin binding; chitinase activity.